AUGCAGCCGUUGGUUGAUGUUCUUUUGAAAGAGGUCAAGUCCCGUGUGCAAGUGCCAGCUGCCUCGUCAAGUGCCGAUUCUGACAAGUUGAUUCGAGCCAAGGUUAAGCUUGCGCAAACCGGUCUCACCCUAACCCCUCGUAAGCCGGCUGGGGAUGCUGAAGCCCCUUCGCCUGACAGUGGUAGUCCAACAAAGCCCGAGUCGUCGGGAGAUCUGCCUGUUGAGAGUCACCGGGACAAGAAGCGCAAAGCAGACGAGGGUGACCCUUCGAAUCAAGUUCGCAAGCUGUUGUCAGGGAGAGCCACCAACUCGUUGAAGGACAACAGGCCGAAAAGUGCUACCACCGAGCAUGUUGAGGCUUGGAUGCAAACGAUCAAGCAGCAGUACAAGGGCAAGUUUGUUGAGCUGAACAAGCAUGUGAACUUCGUUGUCAAGCUGUUGACUGAAAAUGCUGAUAAGCAUGAGAUGGUGGAGGCAGCUAUCAAGUUCGGCCUUGAUCGCAAAUUUGCAACUCGCUUGAGCAUCGCUAGUCUCAGCAGGUGCAUUGCUGUUGCCAAGUACCAAGCUGCUUGA
Symbiodinium sp. CCMP2592 is the source of this 573-nucleotide messenger RNA. The record is from the annotation of a GenBank genome assembly. NCBI's taxonomy places the organism in Eukaryota, Dinophyceae, Suessiales, Symbiodiniaceae.